Messenger RNA from Penicillium nucicola, 606 nucleotides. RefSeq lists its product as uncharacterized. NCBI's taxonomy places the organism in Eukaryota, Fungi, Ascomycota, Eurotiomycetes, Eurotiales, Aspergillaceae. The coding region runs from base 1 to 606 and encodes 201 amino acids. The transcript has a single exon. The record is from RefSeq and is a predicted model, not a curated record.
AUGUCCACCAAAUACACCAUUCGGAUACGCCUUGCCAUUGCGUUUCUCGCUAUCAUUGGGCUGGCCUUUGGUAGUCUUAACUCGGCCAUGGCGCGCUUCGCGAUCAUUCUACGGGACCGAGCGAAAGCCGAUAUCCCCACUCCCGAUAGAUCAAUUUCAGACAACACAUUCAGAAAUCUGAUGGAAAAUGUCCUCAUCGACGUCGUGAUUGCAGCGAUUAUAUCCACCUCAUUUGCUAUUACGGGAGCUGUACUUGCAGGCCACCCCAGAUGGCUGCGAGAGCAAGACAAUGCCUGGAUGUACUUCGGGUGCUUUCAAUGCAUCCUGAGCCUGGUCAUAAUAUCCACCGGGGGCUAUCUAGCCGACCACGUGCAUGGCUUCGAAACCUCCUUUAAAAGGUUUAGCGGUAAUGACAACUUUCAGUAUUACAACAUCAUGUACUAUGGAGGGGUUGGUCAGGCGGCUUAUGGGUCUCUGAUGAUAUUCAUGGCCAUUGCAUCCUUUGUCGCUUUUUCGAUCUCUGACCGUCAGAAAAGAGAUAUUCAGCCGGUCGAAACAAUACAGCAAUCAGAGCAGUUUCAUUUACGUGGGUCCUCUCGGGUUUAG